Scomber japonicus (chub mackerel) is the source of this 3460-nucleotide messenger RNA. RefSeq names its product zinc finger protein 420-like. The record is from RefSeq and is a predicted model, not a curated record. NCBI's taxonomy places the organism in Eukaryota, Metazoa, Chordata, Actinopteri, Scombriformes, Scombridae. Gene Ontology annotation, biological process: regulation of immune system process; negative regulation of transcription by RNA polymerase II; regulation of cytokine production. The transcript is spliced from 9 exons. Bases 239 to 3313 code for a protein of 1024 amino acids.
UUCAACAACAAAUCAAUUCACUAUGUAAUUGUUUGUUUUGGUAGUGUUUACGGUUAUUUGGAGUUCAUCUCCUACGUUAGAGGAGAGGCUUUACAGUCGAAUAACUUCCACAGUCUGUCUGUUAGUCUGUGUUAUCCAGUAGCCGCUAAUACUAGUAAACUGGCUACAUUAGCUAGCCAGCCGGCUAAAGGCAGCUAACCGAAGCAAGUCAAACUUUCAUCAGCACCAGUGAGAGAAGAUGGACUCAGGUGUUUUUACGACCUUUUCCGAAGGCAACCCCUUACCUCUGGCGUCACUGCGCCUCCUGGUCCCACCUUUUCAGCUCAUGACAGCCUCUAUGUGGCAGGUGCUGAAGAGACAUGAUGUCAUGAACUACUGGAAAGUGGCAGAGUUCAUCUCUUUAGUAAAUGACAUGGUCCCAGAGCUGCUGUUGUACAAGCACAGGACACAACUUAACCUGGGGUUAAGAGCUAGGUUUAUUCUUGAGUUGUGCCGAAGGGAACAGCCUGUGGAACAUGACUUCAUCUUGUCUCACCUGGACCAGAUUAAAUCACAACACCCUUCCCUGGUAGAUAUAAAAGAAUCAGAAGAGGAGGAAGUACUGGUUCACUUUCUGGAGUUAAUUCAGACCCUGCUCAAAGAUCCUGAAGAGAGACGAGGCUUUUUCUCAGAGGUCUUCCCUGCUGAGUAUGGACCACAGUAUGACAGUGAUUUGCAGACGCUGUUUUGGGAGUUCCUCUGCCGACUGGCUCAGCUGUUGCCAGUCCCUGACCUAGAGCAGACUGUUUCCUGGCUUGGAGCUGAAGGUUCUGUGUUUGAGGAAUGUGUGUGUUCCGUCUCUGAACCUACACACCUGAGGACUUUGCUCCAGCACCACAAACACCUCGGCCAUUUAGAUCAACAUGUUCCACCCUCAAGCAUGGGCGACAGCAUUCUCUCCUCCCUCUCUGCAGUUCCCGCCAGAAGAAUGGCAAACCCGAAAGAACAACCCAACCAGUCACAUCCCCUGCGAGACCUCAGUGAUGACACACACACCACUGUUUCUUUUGUGGAUGACGUAGCGAUGGAAAUCAUCACAGUGACGGAUUACGCGGAGGUCGAACUAGGUGCGAGCACCGACGUAGAGGUGAUGAUGGGAGUAAACUGCUUUGAAGGAACAGACGGGGUGGCUGAAGAUUCACUGGUGGUGCUCACAGAAGAGACGACCAGGGAGGAGGAUGUAGGUGAAGCAGGGGAGGAAACAACACAAGAAAAGCCUGUCAGUGGUUUGAUAAACAUCGUCCAUACAAAAGUUAACAAGGACGCCUCUGCAGACUCUCAGUUUCAGACCUCUUUGGGACCUCAUGACUGCCCAGACUGUGAGAAGAAAUUUAAGUUUGCUUCUGCGCUUACUGCACACAGGGUUAUCCACACCGGCGAACGCCCCCACCGAUGCAACGAGUGCGGCCGUUGCUUCUCUUUCAGGCAGUCCCUCGACAGGCACAGGAACACACACAAGACGGGACGGAAGUACAGUUGCGUGGUUUGUGGGGAGACCUUCCACUCUUUGAUGGCCCGCACGGAGCACAAGCAAACGCACAUGGAAGACGGUGUUUACACAUGCCAGCAGUGCAGCAAAAAAUUCAAUUGGGAGCUCGCUCUCGCAAGGCACCUGAAAACUCACACUGAUAACCACACAGACGCAAACAAGACAUCGGGGAGCCACGAGCAGGUAAAAGAGGUCAACGCCCUGGCCGAAUCUGACCGCCAGGCUCGAGCAGCUGAUGAUUGUGAUCGUAAUUCAGAGAAUGCAGAGGUAGAGAGCAGCGAGUGUCCCGCCUCAGAGCCUGGAGGCACACUAAAUGAAGUCAUUUCUCUAGUCAAAGUACGCACAAGCGGGCGCAAACGCAAACCAACCAUGAAGAUCCAGGUGAUAAAUUUGCAGAAGCGCAUGACGACUAAGAGGAGGAAGGAGAUCAACAGUGCGAGUCCUCCAGCAGCACUGAAGCCUUUGCCUUUCAACUGUGCAGAGCACUCUUAUGGGUCAACCAUGGUGUCAUUGAAGGACAGGGAUGAAAAUGGAUCAUCAAAGGCGUUCUCCUGUCCUAAUUGCUCCUUCCACCAUUCAGAAGAAGUGCAGGUCCAGCAGCACAUUGACAAAGUUCACUCUGUUGAGGUAGAGGAUGACAAGCCGUCCCUUCAGUGCCUCACAGAAGAGGAGGGACGUUUUAGUUGUCCAGACUGUGAGAAGAGCUUCAAGUUCCUGUCCUUACUAAAAGCCCACCAGCGUAUCCACACCGGUGAGCAGCCCUUCCUCUGUUCUCAGUGUGGACGGCGUUUCUCUUUCAAACAAUCACUGGAGAGGCACAAGCAGACGCACAAGUCUGGACGCAGGUACGAGUGCCUGAUCUGCGGGGAGUUCUUCAAGUCCCUGGUGGCACAGAGGGAGCACAAGAGCACCCACAUGGAGAAUGGCGAGUACCUGUGUUCGGAGUGUGGCCGGGCAUUCGCCUGGAAGUCUGCGCUGGUGAGACACUUAAAGACCCACAGCGAGGAUGCCAACAAAGUGGAGCGUUCUCACAAAUGCCCUCGCUGUGACCUGGGCUUCAGCUGUGUCAGCUACCUCAACAGGCACCUCCAAACUCAUCAAGAAGAGCGAAUGCACAUUUGCAACUGCGGGAAGAGCUUCGCCUACCGGGCAGCUCUCACAGCACACCAACGCAUCCACCAAAAAGAGCGGCCACACAGAUGUGCGCAGUGCGGCAAGGGAUUCCUCUACAAGGGCGGUUUGCUGAGCCACAUGAAGAUCCACUCAGAAGAAAUGCCCUUCAUGUGUUCCUACUGCGGCAAGUGCUUCAAGAGGGAACGCAACAUGAAGAAGCAUGAGCGCUGCCAUACCAGGGAAAACGUGUUCAGCUGCUCGCAAUGCGACAAGAGUUUUGUCUAUAAGGCGACUUUGAUCCGACACGAGCUGACACAUUCCGGCGAGAGGCCGUACCUGUGCUCCGACUGCGGGAAGGGUUUCUUUUCCCACGCAGAGCUUCUGAAGCAUGAGCGUUUCCACACGGGCCACAAGCCCUUUCAGUGCCCCCACUGUGGCAAGAAAUUCACACAGUCUUGCUACCUGACUAUUCACCUGCGCUACCACACCGGAGUCCGACCGUACUCCUGUGCCGAGUGUGACAAGAGCUUCCUCAGUGCCAAUCGGCUGAAAAGACACCAGCAAACGCACACAGGGGAAAAACCAUACAUAUGUGUGGAAUGCGGGAAAGGCUUUAGGCAGUCAUAUCAUCUCAAAAUGCAUCAAAGAACACAUAUCAUGAAGUUAACAUAGACUUCAUGAGACAUUGAAAUAUCUGAAACUUUAUAUUUGGAAUUUAAAUUGGGAUUAUCAUUUAGAUUAGGACAAAAGUAACAUAAGAUUCAUUAUAGGUUCAUGUUCAUGUCCCAUUUUCAGACUGAAUGCAUUUGAUUUCAUGGU